AUGAUGGAGUCCGAGCGGAGGGCAGUUUACUGCACGCUCUUGUUGAGCGACAACUACUUGCCGGGUGCUAUGAUCCUCGCGCAUUCCUUGCGCGACAAUGGCACGAAAGCAAGACUGGUUGCCCUCUUUACGCCAGAUACAUUGCAAACAGCUACGGUCAAUGAAUUACGGACCGUCUAUGAUGAACUGAUCCCCGUGCGCGAACUUGUCAACGGCACUCCUGCAAAUUUAUGGCUCAUGAACCGGCCCGACCUGAUCGCCACAUUCACCAAAAUCGAGCUUUGGCGCCUGACCCAAUUCGACCGGAUCGUCUACAUCGAUUGCGAUGUCUUGGCCUCAAGGGCUCCGGACGAGCUGCUAUCGUUGGAAGUAGACUUUGCGGCCGUGCCGGACGUGGGCUGGCCGGAUAUUUUCAACAGUGGACUCAUGGUUCUUCGACCUAAUAUGCAGGACUAUUAUGCACUGAAGGCGCUCGCAGAGCGGGGCAUUAGCUUUGAUGGAGCCGACCAGGGUCUGCUCAAUAUGCAUUUCCGUGACUGGCACAGGCUAAGCUUCACGUACAAUUGCACGCCCAGCGCCAACUACCAGUACAUUCCAGCGUACAGGCAUUUCCAGAGUACUAUCAGUCUGAUCCAUUUCAUCGGUUCGCAGAAACCGUGGAAUUUGCCCAGGCAGGUGGUUCCGCAGGAGUCGCCUUACAAUCAAUUGCUUGGGCAAUGGUGGGCUGUGUAUGAUCGACAUUACCGUCCUCCUUUUGUUUCUAUUCGGCCACCACCGCAAAGUGUUCAGCAGGAGACGUAUUCCGCGAAGGCCCCGACUCACGAGCAGUGGCCAGAACCUUAUCAUGUUCAUCACGUCAAGGAGCAUGCACCUGUAAGCUUCCACCGCGGAGUUCAGCGGGAUGAAGAUGUGGCUCAAUUGGUGUCGAUGACGCAUGAGCAGACCCAACCAUGGCAGCCAUCUCACAAUCCGGACCAGGGCCCAGCUACUUCAAGGACAAUGCCGGUCCUCAGUGCAGUUCCGCAGUAUGUGCGUGGAGAAGAGCAUGUCUCAACCUUCAUUCCACCAUUGCCGCACAUACCUGCCUCUGUGUUCCACGCUCUCCAGCAGAGCCAUGAAGGAUGGCAAGAACCUCCCAAGGAACAAGAACACCCUCAGGAACAGGAACAUCACCAACAGGAGCAUCAUGACCAGACUCAUGAUGCAGGCCACAUCUAUCAACCGCAGCCUAGCGCGCCCACUCCACCGCUCACCCAGCUGUACCAGCCCCCUCGUUCUCCUUCUCCACAGCCGCCGACCUUCGAGGCACCAAAGGCAGAAUGGGAUGCUUCACGAGAGCCACCGCCGUUGAAUACAAAGCCUGAAGGAAUCAGCUUACAAGAAAGGACAUACUCCAUGUCCGAAGACACGAACCUAUUCCGACCUCCCCCAUCCUACCCUGAAGCCCCGAAGAACAUGUACUAUCAGGUCCCUGAGACCAAACCAGAGCCGCAGAAAGUCACAAAAUUGUUCCCAUGGGAGAGCCACGCUCCCAAACCUACUCGCGUCUUUGCACAGGAGUUACCCGUUCCCACCGUCUCAUCCGAAGACCAAUCUACACCAACCCAAAUCAAGGAAUCCGAUGCACCACCGGAAACACCAACACUGCGAUCACAGUAUGGGUCACCCACGGAAUCCUGGGACACAUACACGCGCUCAAAUGUAUGGGACGAGGACCCGCAUAUUCAAAAAUACAUUGAAUCAAUGCAACAAGUCCGCCACGGACGCACCCAAGUGAUCUCAGGCUCCAGCCAAUCCAGCACGAGCCAGGGCUCAGCAUCCAGCAGCUUCAGCGGGCGCCGACCCAGCAUCAAGCUAACCGACUUCCCAACCGCAGUUGAGCGGCCCAGCCUCCCCGUAACGCCCGCACCGGUCCAGCCCGGCGCCCAUGAAGAAGCAUCCGCGGAGAUAACCCUUCCUACCGCCGAAGGUGUUCCGGACCAGGAGGACUGGGUGGGUGUCACAGUUGAUGCGUUUUCCCAAAUCCUCCGAGCAACAUACUUAUUGUGGCAAUAUACAGAAUCCUCUGGCCCGGUUGGAAGAGCUGCGCCGUCGGCAGUCGGCAGUUUUGGAGAGUUCCGACUAUUUGCAUAG
Penicillium cinerascens is the source of this 2133-nucleotide messenger RNA. RefSeq lists its product as uncharacterized. Gene Ontology annotation, cellular component: cytoplasm. The record is from RefSeq and is a predicted model, not a curated record. The transcript is spliced from 6 exons. Bases 1 to 2133 code for a protein of 710 amino acids. Gene Ontology annotation, molecular function: glycosyltransferase activity. Lineage: Eukaryota; Fungi; Ascomycota; Eurotiomycetes; Eurotiales; Aspergillaceae.